Messenger RNA from Chenopodium quinoa (quinoa), 561 nucleotides. RefSeq lists its product as uncharacterized. Lineage: Eukaryota; Viridiplantae; Streptophyta; Magnoliopsida; Caryophyllales; Amaranthaceae. The coding region runs from base 1 to 561 and encodes 186 amino acids. Gene Ontology annotation, molecular function: nucleic acid binding; RNA-DNA hybrid ribonuclease activity. The record is from RefSeq and is a predicted model, not a curated record. The transcript has a single exon.
AUGAAGCAAUUGAAGGAGCUGCAAGGUGAGGUGGGGGAUAGCGUGGCAGUAAGCAGAGUGUCUAAGGGGAAGUGGAAGCCACCUGAUGGUAGUUUUGUAAAGCUAAAUGUGGAUGGUGGGGUGGUGGAAGGGCUUGGCUCGUCUGCCGGGGCUGUGAUGAGAAAUUUUGUAGGGGAAGCUCUGCUUGCUGGUGCGUGGUGUAUGGAGGAACGCUGGCAGCCUGCUGUUAGUGAGGCCAUGACGUUGCUGGUGGGGCUAAGGGUUGCGGUGGAGAAUGGGUUCAGACGCAUCAUUGUGGAGAGCGACUGUAUUGGGCUUGUGAACGCAUUGCAAACACGAGAGAGGAGUAGUAGCAACGUGCACCUUAUUUAUGAUGAUAUCUAUCAUGUUUGUAACUCCUUAGAGAGUGUAGGUUGGAGCUUUGUUCAUCGGGUGGGAAAUAAAGUGGCUCAUGAGCUUGCUCAUUACUCGCCAUGGACUAUAGGUAGGAAGAUUUGGGUGUCUAAUUUUCCUUGCAUUUUAUCUUUGUUAAACUCUGAUUCUCCCAUGAAUGAAAGCUAA